This is a messenger RNA of Phyllopteryx taeniolatus (common seadragon), 2388 nucleotides long. RefSeq names its product LEO1 homolog, Paf1/RNA polymerase II complex component (gene leo1). Bases 82 to 2070 code for a protein of 662 amino acids. The transcript has 14 exons. Gene Ontology annotation, molecular function: RNA polymerase II C-terminal domain phosphoserine binding. The record is from RefSeq and is a predicted model, not a curated record. Gene Ontology annotation, cellular component: nucleus; Cdc73/Paf1 complex. NCBI's taxonomy places the organism in Eukaryota, Metazoa, Chordata, Actinopteri, Syngnathiformes, Syngnathidae. Gene Ontology annotation, biological process: positive regulation of transcription elongation by RNA polymerase II; transcription elongation by RNA polymerase II.
GACCCCGGAAGUUAAAUGUCUUCCUCGUCAAGUCUUCCCAAAUACUUCCGGUAGGUCACAUUUCGCGCAGUUUCGGAAAAAAUGGCGGAUAUGGACGAAUUGUUCGGGAGUGAUGGAGACAGUGACAAUGAGCAACGAGAGUCUGGUUCAGGCUCCGGUUCCGACUCAGAGCAAGAGAGACCGCGUUCUGUCAGCAACGCCUCUGGCAGCGGCAGUGACAGUGAGAGAGAACGAGAUGAUGAGGACGAAGAGGAAGGCCACGAAGGAGCAAAGCCCAGUAUGAAUAAGGAACUGUUCGGGGACGACAGCGAGGAAGAGGAGCACAGUCAACACAGCGGCAGCGGACACAGCGAUAACCAGUCUGAGCGGUCGGGCAAUCAGUCGGACGCCAGCGUGCACUCGGAUCAGGCUGAGAACGAACACUCCGACGCGGAGCAGCACAGCGGCUCGGAGUGCGGUCGUCGAGACGAUGACGAGGAGGACGAGGAAGACGGAGGCCGGCGGUCAGAUGGUGGAAGCCCGGCAGGCAGUGGGAUGUCUGGAGGGGGAAGUCCUCACUCUGAGAGGGGCAGAGUCCGCUCUGACAGAAGUGUUCACAGUGACCUUGGAACCCCGCGGUCGGGUGUGGGCACCCCUCACUCUGAUGGAGAAGGGUCAGGCCGAGUGAACCAUUCAGAUGACGAGAAGUGGGAAGGCGGGGCUAAGAGUGACCAAUCAGAGGACGAAGAGGAGAAACGGCAAUACUCGGAUGAAGACAGGGAGAACUCUGACGAUGAAGGGCCCAGGAACAGAAAGUCAGAAUCUGCAAAGGGAAGCGAUAGCGAAGAUGAUUUCAUCCAUAGGAGAAGCAAAGCAAAAGCCGCUUCAGACUCCGAUUCUGACAGCGACAUGGGUGCAGAUGAUAACAAGAAGUCUGCGGCGGAUGAUCUUUUCGGCGAGGCUGAUGACAUCUCUUCUGACAGUGACGCAGAAAAGCCGCCGACCCCGGGACAGCCCAUGGAUACAGAAGAUGGCCUGGAAGGGGAACAGGCAGAGGAGGAGCCUGUGCCUGAGACUCGUAUCGAAGUAGAGAUACCCAAAGUCAGCACUGACCUUGGCUCUGAUCUUUACUUUGUUAAGCUGCCCAACUUCCUCUCCGUAGAGCCCAGACCUUUUGACCCACAGUACUAUGAGGAUGAAUUUGAAGACGAGGAAAUGCUGGAUGAAGAAGGACGCACCAGGCUCAAACUGAAGGUGGAGAACACCAUUCGGUGGCGAGUCAAGCGAGACGAGGAAGGAAACGAAACACGGGAAAGCAACGCGCGCAUCGUCAAAUGGUCCGAUGGGAGCAUGUCCCUCCACCUGGGGAAUGAAGUGUUUGACGUUUACAAAGCUCCUCUUCAGGGAGACCACAACCACCUGUUUAUCCGCCAGGGUACUGGCCUGCAGGGACAGGCUGUGUUCAAAACCAAGCUCACGUUCAGGCCCCACUCCACUGACAGCGCCACACACAGGAAGAUGACCUUGUCCCUGGCCGACCGUUGUUCCAAGACGCAGAAAAUCCGAAUCCUGCCAAUGGCCGGACGAGAUCCAGAGUCGCAUCGUAAUGAAAUGAUCAAGAAAGAGGAGGAGCGGCUGCGAGCGUCGAUCCGCAGAGAGUCGCAGCAGAGGAGGAUGAGGGAGAAGCAGCACCAGAGAGGCCUGAGCAGCAGCUACCUGGAGCCCGAUCGCUAUGACGACGACGAAGAAGGGGAGGAGUCCAUCAGUUUGGCAGCCAUCAAGGGCAAAUACAAAGGAGGAGGAGGAGGAGGAGGCUUGAGAGAGGAACGAGCGAGGAUCUACUCGUCCGACAGCGAUGAAGGCUCCGACGACGACAAGGCGCAGAGGCUGAUUAAGGCCAAAAAGCUGGACAGUGACGAGGAGGGUGAGGGGUCAGGCAAACGAAAGGCAGAGGAUGAUGACGAAAUUACCACAAAGAAGGCCAAGAAAUAUGUAAUCAGUGAUGAAGAAGAGGAGGAGGAAGAAGAGGAGGAGGUGGAGGGAGCAGAGGGGGAGGAAGUGGAGGAGGAGGAGGAGGAGGAUGAUGAAUAACUCUUAUUACAUUAUUUUUUUUUUUAUUCUUUCACCGAACCAUCAAUGCCCAGCCCACAUGGCUGAUAAACAGACAUCCCUUGUUUUGUAUAUUUUGUAGGUGUGUACAGUUGCACGAAUGCUUAUGUCGUGUGCAGCUGAGGCGAGAAAUAAAGAAACAGUUCUCUUAUGUAACUCAUCGCUCCCAAGGCCUUUUCUAACUUUUUUUUUUUUUAACAAUAUGAUUCAAAUGCAUGAGUCAGACAAUAGCAAGGUUAUGAAAUUUAAAAUGUAUAUAUUUUUUCCCAAUAAAAGAGGGGUUAUUUGCGUACUACUUUA